Molecule: messenger RNA, 2198 nt
Organism: Caenorhabditis sp. 36 PRJEB53466
Lineage: Eukaryota; Metazoa; Nematoda; Chromadorea; Rhabditida; Rhabditidae
Source: the annotation of a GenBank genome assembly
AUGGCUGCGCAUUCUUCGUCGAAUCCGCCAUCAACAACCGUAGGUUUACGCACAAGGAACAGCAGGCGUGAGAAAAAGAAUCGAGAAGAGGGACAAUUCUUCGGGUCUAGACUUCAUCAACGCUAUAUUCUUUUUCAUGCGAUAAGUCGGAAACCUCCACCCGCCCGCAUUUUCAUUUUAACUUUGAGCCCGAGCAAACGGAAAUUGAAAAGCGAAACAAAACUAAACGAAAGGUCUAGUAGAUGAAAUUAAAGAGUGAUACUCUCCGGUCGACCAUCAGUCCCUGGGGGAAACGUUCGCAAUGAUUGAACAUUUGUGCUCUUCAGACCGAGAGACCUUGAUAAUGAGCUUUCUUCUUUUUUUCGUUCCUUCCUUUCUUUGAGUACUUGAUUGGAAAGCAAAAUUUCUCUGAAACAAAGGAAGUUGUUUAUAAUUCGUCGGUUUGAGGAAAUUCUCAUUUUAUUGCUUAUUUUCUUGGUCACCGGACAUAAAAUAACCAUGGAGAGGGUAUUUGGACCAUGGAGAAAACGUUUCGUUCAUUGUGGAAGUCUCUUCCAUCCUGCUUUUCUAUUUGUUCAUUCGUGGUCCCCGCCGCCAUGUUGAAAUGUUUGCAGCCGAAGACCGAAGACGAAAUGUGCGAGGAACGGUACCGUCUGGUCGUUCUCGGUUCGGCCAAAGUGGGCAAGACUAACAUUAUCCGACGUUAUCUCUACAACGAGUUCUCCAACAAGUACAAGGAGACCAUCGAGGACUUGCAUUCGAGAGAAUUCCGAAUUCAGGUACGUUCAAGAGAAUUGGCAAAGCUAAGAGGUUUAGUAGAAUGUUUUGCACUUUUCAUUUACAAUAUAUUUUGUAGUUAAUUCAUUAAACUUUGCUCAAAGUCAGUGGAAUCGAAACCAGCGUAGUGUAACUGAUUCUUGAGCAAACAGAAAAUCUGCUCGUAGGAUGUUUUGUAAAUUUGUAAACGAGAGUAUCUAAUUAACUUUCGUCAGGUUUUAAACAGAGUUUUCAGGGUGUUCCACUGCCACUGGACAUUCUCGACACGAACUUCAACUUUCCUGACAUGAGACGUCUCUCAAUCGCUUCUGCGUCCGCAUUCCUUCUUGUUUUCUCGGUGGACGAUGUCACGAGUUUCAAGGAGGCAAGUAGUGUCCAACCUACAGUAUCCGUAUUAAAAAAGAAGACGUCCUCUUCUCAGUUUUCCAUUUUAGUGGUCUUGCGGGGGCUAAUAUGCCAUAAUUUCAUAAUCGGAUGUAAUUCCAGAUGUCGGAUAUAUGGCAAGAGAUUUGCUCGAGACGUAGUGAUUUGAACGAGUUGCCAAUCGUUGUGGUGGGAAACAAGUGUGACGUUGAAAACAAGAAGGUUUGUUUUGCCAGGGGAGCAAAAGAUGAACAUUUUGUGCUAAAGAUUUACGAAGAGACUGCGAAGGCCUUCACUAAUCGUUUGUCGUCGGAUGUUCGUUACAUCGAGGUGUCUGCGAAGGACAACAUCAGAAUUACUGAUGUCUUUCGUACUCUGCUCGAGCUCUCCGGGUUCCCACGUUGCAAGGUGAACAAGGACUCCUAAUGAACUCCAGAUUAACCCUAGUUGUCCAGGCAGGAGGUGGUCGCCUGGAUGACGUGGCUGAGGACGAGGAGACCCGCAGCAGUCCUUCGAUCCGUAGGUCGGCUACGGUGCGCGCCAAGUCUUCAUCAAAACGAGAUACGCGCAAAGCAAUCAUGGAGGUUUAUCCCGGGUCCUGAUGAUGGUGAUUAGUGUCGAUUCAGAACGAAAAGAAGUCGGACUCGCCAGCGAACGGCUCUCAAUCGACCCGCGAGCAGCCGCAACUAGAUAAGCAGGUCUCGCAUCCCGUGCUCUCCGUCCCAUUGCACAUCGGCGAUUUGAAGCGAAACCUGUCGUUGCGCGUAUGUGUUUUCCUAGUCUGACAACGUCAGUGCGAAUAUUCUCACACGUGAUGCACUUAUUCAGAUGAAAUCACCGCGGCGCGACAAAGAACAAGUCGAGAGGAAGCUGUCCGAUGAGCCGAAAGUUUCCCGCAGCUCGAGCAUUAUCCGGUUUGUGGAAUGAAGGGCUUGACCUCAUCUAGUUUGGCUUAUGUUUCCAGUCGAACGAAGCAUCUUUCGCUGAAAAUGCGUCGUCAUGGAGAGAAGAGCAAUCACGAGGAAGUGGCGGACGAGAGCGACUGCAAAAUACAAUAA